Molecule: messenger RNA, 733 nt
Organism: Stylophora pistillata
Lineage: Eukaryota; Metazoa; Cnidaria; Anthozoa; Scleractinia; Pocilloporidae
Source: RefSeq, a predicted model, not a curated record
AACUCUGGAAAAGGUAUACACCGCAACUGCAAACAAGACCAUAUCCACAGUUUUAAGUGUAAAGUUGGUCCCGACCCGAGCUACAGGGGCGAUGACUGCGCCCGGGAACAUUACGAGAACAGCUACGAUAAACCGGUGGUCUUCAAGUGUCCUCACAAUGGCUUUAUAACAGGAAUCCGCAGUGAAUACAACACUCAUCACAAAGAUCGUAGGUUCGGCUUCCGCUGUUGUCAUACUGAUAGAUACAUGCCAAACAAAUGCAAGAUAGCUCCACUGCAAAACAACUGGGACCAGAAACUAAAGUACAAACUUCCGCGCAAGUAUUACCUGGUGGGAGCCUUCAGUGAUCAUGAUAAUCAUUAUGAGUAAGUAUAUGUAACAUUCUGAAGUUUACACUGACUAGAAAAUAACAAGCUUGCAAUGACCACGAGUGCAGCAUAAGGCUACAGGUUUUACUUGCGUUUGAAUCAUCAGUUGAAGGCACAAAUUAUUUUUAGUGAAUAUUUUCAGGUAUGCUUUUGGAAAAAUCGUCGAAAGAUUCAUUUUUGGAAGUCAGUGCAAACUUAGCUAGCUAUGGGAAAACAUUUUUUCGCUGGCCACAACUCUACAGCCUCGGAUUUUUAAACUGAGAAAGCGAUGGAUUACCUCGCUAUCACAACCAAAGAAAGAAAUUUUUGUUGUCUUAAAAUUUUCGAACAUUUUAAUUCAUACAUCCACUAAAUGCUUCAUCAGC